UACCUCAGGGGUAUCAGCUGACCUGCUGUGGAGGUAAAGAGUUCAGAGUCAAGCACAUAUGUAGAGGUGGCUGUACUGACAUUUCAAUAAACUUCCUCUUAACAACCACAAACAUAGCGCUCAGGGGUCACUGGCUGACCCCACUCGCAGUCACCUUGAAACUUGUUUAAUAUUGGCCUGGCGACACACAAUACACAACACACAAUAGCUGCUUCAAAGGCAGUAAGUCUAUGACAGACAGGUUUUCUUGUCGUCCCCGAAGAAGCUCUCGUCAGCCACAAUACUCACGUCUCACUGCCGCCUCGGUUGGAUUGUUACGUCAGACCGAGGCUUUAAUCAGGGUCAAGGUGUCGCUACGGCAGAACUUUCUGCUCACUGCACUCCUUUAAAAACUUCUAGGUAAACAGAAGGAGCAGAAGAUGAAAGUUGUGCUGGAAUUCAUAUUCUUCUACUUCUGUUUCUUAACUGCAGCUGACACACUAAGAGUGGAGCUACAAUGUCCUGCAUUGUAUCAAGAUGGAGAGAAUAUUAUUACUUGCAAUAUUAACAAGACAGCAAUGGCAGAGGCACAGUGUUUAUCUCUCAACGGAACAGUGACAUUUGAGCUGAGUUUGAACUCUGAGAAAAGAGUCGCAUGCCACUUACCCUUUGACCCAGGAAUGCAGUGCAUCCCACGCCACCAACACAGUCCUGGAAGCUGCUGGUGUGAAGAAUCAUCAGGAGACAUCAUCACCUACAAGUUCUCCUACAUGGCGAGCACUACUCACGAUAGGGGCAGACAACUUGAAUGCAGUCUUCGUGUUUGUUCACAGAAAUCUCUGAAUAUCAGCGUUACCGACGGAUGCACCAACAUUAAAUUUGCUGGCGGUCAAAAUUCAAUAUUUUCAUUCACGAUUGAAGAUUUUGGGACAGUAGUAGCGCUGGUGAUAAUUGCUGUAAUGAUCACUCUUUCAAUAAUCAUGUUUUGUCAGCGCUUUUGUCGCUGUUUCUUCAAAAAGAAAAGGGAUGAUGACACUACCUCAGCAGGAGCGAGGUACAUGAAAAUAACUUCACACACAGCAAGGAUUCAAUGAUGAAGAAACAAAGAGCUGUUCAAAUCGUGAAUGGCAAAUUAAAAGCUUUCAGGACAAUUCCAUAGUUUCUGACAUUUUACCAGUGCAAAAAGAGUCAUUUUAUAUUUACGAUUUUAAUUACUUUUCUUGCCUAAUUGCUGCUGGAAGUCUUGUGGCAGAACUGAUUUCCGUACAACUUAUUUUAUUCCCAGAAGCCACCUGCCGACAUCUUGGUCUCCAUGUUGGCAGAUGUUAUGAAAUCUCAGCAGUAAACUGUGAUACUGUUAGUGUUUUACAGCUUCUACUGUUCAUUCAAAUAAGAAUUAAAAUAAUAAACU
Molecule: messenger RNA, 1390 nt
Organism: Pomacea canaliculata
Lineage: Eukaryota; Metazoa; Mollusca; Gastropoda; Architaenioglossa; Ampullariidae
Exons: 6
Coding region: 420-1073 (217 amino acids)
Source: RefSeq, a predicted model, not a curated record